UGCGGGAUAUGACCGCUGAGGAAGAGGAAAGGGAAAGGGAAAGUGAAGCAGAGAUGGAAGCACUCUUCUCCCAGUUCUCCUACCUCGCGAACCAAGCUCUCGUUGACAAGAACUUCGAUCCAGCAAGAAUCGAGGAACUUCUAGGUCUCUUUGAGCAAGAAGCCUAUGCGUCCUGGUCAUCCGUGGAGGCGGAGCACCAGAAGGCGGCCCAAGAUGCGACGAAUUCCUUGAAGGAUGCCGAGGACUACCUUGAUUCCAUUAUGGAGGCCGCCAUGGCCGAAUUCCGACAGUCCUACGACGCAACCAAGAAGUCUUCGAAGGAGGAGCUAUCGAGCCUUGUCCAUGCGGCGGACGCCUCCCGGAAGAUGGGGCAGUCCCUUGGGGCCGCAGCGGCUGGCGCCUCCGAGAAGUACUUGGACGCGGCCCUUUCCUCGGCCAUGGCCAACAUGAAGUCGGCAUUUACCACCUCGAAGAUCCACCCUUCUUAGAUGGAUGAUUAAUGUUACCACGCAGCUCCUCUUUGCCGUCGUACUAUGAGUUUGUGAUCACCUUUGUUUCGAGCAUGUCGUUUAGGUGAGAAUAAAAGGCAAUUCAGACUUGUUGAAGUGUGGUGUUGAUGGGGUAGAGUCUUCCUUUCCGUAUAGAUUCUCUGUGCUUGCUACCUUGGGUUCAGGAUGUCUUUUGUCUCAAUUAUUGUUUGGUGACUCAGUCAUUUCCUUACUGU
Elaeis guineensis (African oil palm) is the source of this 724-nucleotide messenger RNA. RefSeq lists its product as uncharacterized. The record is from RefSeq and is a predicted model, not a curated record. Lineage: Eukaryota; Viridiplantae; Streptophyta; Magnoliopsida; Arecales; Arecaceae.